AGCCACAUUGUAGUAAGCGACCUUGGCUCAACUUGGGAAGGUUUGUAAAAGGCAACUGCCAAAAUGAGUGACAACGAAAAGGAAUUUGGCAUAAAAAGGGUUAAAGUUGGAAGAAGACAAAUGUGGAAGAAGUCAAAUAUGAAGUUUUUUUUUAUUCAGAAUAAAUUCAAGCUCGCAGUGUGUGAAGCCGAAUGUUACAGAAUGCAUGCUUUUUAUGAGGUGGAGAAGAAGCUCCGGUGUAGACUAUGGGCAGCCAGUGUGAGAAAAAUGGGGGAAGAGGAUUAUCAGAAGUCAGAAAUUUGAAGAAAGAAGAAAAGAUCUGUAUUUGAAGUAAUGAAGUUAAGCUCUGAAGUAAUCGGGGAUAAGAAACAGUGCUAAGUAAUUAUUAGUCUGUUUAUUCGAUGCUUGCAUGCCAUUCUUCUCUCUUUUCUUACACAUCAAUGCUAAGGGUAACUGCUCCAUGAUGAAUUUGAUUAAAUAAAGUUUAAAUUUCAAUAAUGCCCACAACACAUAUGUUUUUUUUUAAGUAAUUUCAGUAUGACACACUUUAAUCAUAACAAUGUUAACCAUAUUAAAUCAUAAUUUGAAAAUGGAUAUUCAAUGAGCAGCAAAGUAAAGUAUUUUCAAAAACAAAACCAUGAUCAAAAAAAAUUAAGCGCCCCCCAUGUGUGUGGGGCUUUGGCUUUUGUCUGAGUACUAAUGCGCUGUUGGUGUUGGUUGCUGCCGCAGGAGUCCCGCUCUGCGUCCCGGAGCGUGAGCCCCAGGCGCCAUGUCAAAUCCGAGAGCCGCUCCCCGGCCCAAUCCCCUGCCCGCUCCAAGGCAGACUCCAGGCACUCCCGCUCCAAGUCCCGCUCUCGCUCAAGGUCCAGGUCCAGGUCUCGGUCCCACCGGAGCUCGCGUCGCUACUACAGCAGGUCCCGCUCUGGCUCUCGCUCCCGUCGGCGUCGCUCGCGCUCCAACAGCCGCGAGUACAGCCGUCGACGCAGCCACAGCCGCUCACCCAUGUCCGACCGCCGCCGACACGCGGGGAACCGGGCUAACCCUGACCCCAGCUGCUGCCUGGGUGUGUUUGGCCUGAGCCUGUACACCACGGAGAGGGACCUGCGCGAUGUCUUCUCCAAGUACGGGCCCUUGGCCGACGUCAACAUCGUCUACGACCAGCAGUCGCGCCGCUCCAGAGGCUUCGCAUUCGUCUACUUCGAGGUCUCUGAUGACGCCAGAGAGGCAAAGGAGCGAGCAAAUGGAAUGGAGUUAGAUGGACGGCGGAUCAGAGUUGACUACUCCAUCACCAAGCGGGCCCACACCCCGACCCCUGGAAUAUAUAUGGGACGGCCCACAUAUGAGUCAAGUGGAUCCGAGAGGCAUACACGUGGUGCCCUCAGCAUGAAUCGCCGGUCAUCUCGCGACUACUAUGACGGUGGAGACCGUGGCUACGACAGAGGAGACAGGCGUGGUGACCGGGGCGACAGAGGAUACGACCGCUACGAUGACCGUGAAUAUUACAAAUCCUAUCGGCGGAGGUCUCCUUCUCCCUACUAUGGCCGAAGUGCUUACAGAUCCCGCUCCCGUUCACGCUCCUACUCUCCACGAGGUCAUCAUUACUGAAAGAGCGGCUAUGGAACAUUUGUUUUACCCAGUGAAGGAUCAGAGGUAGUCUAUGAUAUUUGCUGUCAGGAUUUGAUUCUUAAACUUCAUUCUGUUAUUUUUACGUGUCGGGAGUACUGCGCAUGUAGUUCCGGAUGUGACUUAAGAACCUAAUUGCUGAAUUUUUUUUGCACUCAUGUCUGAUGGGGCUGGUUUCCUUUUCCCUGUUUUUUGUUUUGUUUUUUGAUUUUUGUUUCUUUCUUUCUUUUGUAAUGCGAAGGCUUCUGUAAAGGUGUAGAGAUCUAUACAGCCUCCAGUUUGUAUUGUGUGUAUAUAUUUCACUUUAGCCAGUAACCACAGAAUAAAACUGUGUACACAUUUUA
Molecule: messenger RNA, 1967 nt
Organism: Engraulis encrasicolus (European anchovy)
Lineage: Eukaryota; Metazoa; Chordata; Actinopteri; Clupeiformes; Engraulidae
Product: transformer-2 protein homolog beta-like
Exons: 9
Coding region: 700-1605 (301 amino acids)
Biological process (GO): positive regulation of mRNA splicing, via spliceosome
Cellular component (GO): spliceosomal complex
Molecular function (GO): RNA binding
Source: RefSeq, a predicted model, not a curated record